Aspergillus eucalypticola CBS 122712 is the source of this 929-nucleotide messenger RNA. RefSeq lists its product as uncharacterized. NCBI's taxonomy places the organism in Eukaryota, Fungi, Ascomycota, Eurotiomycetes, Eurotiales, Aspergillaceae. The transcript is spliced from 2 exons. The record is from RefSeq and is a predicted model, not a curated record. The coding region runs from base 209 to 655 and encodes 148 amino acids.
GCGAGUCUGUAGAGUAUUUAUUUCUUCGCAUGGUCAUAUCUUUGUCUUAUGUUAUCUUCCAGCGAAUGCUUGCUUUAUGUGUCGAGUCAAGAUAUUUUAGCAUGCUGAAUUCCCCUCUAGCACUUGUAAAGGUCAUCGAAGGAUCUUAGAACCGGCAUAGCUUCUGACGCAUUUUCGCACCACUUUUAUUUCAUAUUCGCCGUCAACCAUGCGAUUUCAACACUCUCCAUCUCUCAUAGCUGCAUUGGUGCAAAUCACUGCAGCUGCCAACAUCACGAUUCUCGGGCCUGGGGACCUUCACCAAGACGUCGCAGAUUCCUUUCUAUACUGCCUCAAUGCAACCGGCAUUUAUUAUCGGCUAUAUAUAGACGCAGGGAUUACGAUCGUGCUUCCACCCAACAAUCGCGGCAUUGAUACAGAUGAAGACGAUGAGUUCCUAUUGCAGUGCAUGAUGAUGGCUUGUGAUACAAUGAGUAUUGCGGCGGAGGGCAUGAACGAAGAUAAUGAAGACCAUAUGAAUAGUGUUUAUGCCGCCGUUGUGACGUACGAUUGGCUUGUCAAGCAGGGUGCUCGGGGUUUGCGUGCAAUCGGUACAAAGCCGGCCCUGAUCCUGGAGGAUAUUGCUGUGCGCGAUGGGGGUGAGAAUGAGGAAUGAGGCUUUCCAGUCACCCACCAUAAUAGCGUCAUGGGAGAAUCACUUUGAUUCGGAUCGAUUGAUUCGAACCUUUGUGAGAUGGACUCGGUUAGUUCGACCACGCCCGCCUCCGUAUGCAGCAGAUUGAGGCCAGAAUAUAUUUUGAGACUGUAAUAGGUGGAUGGAUAUGCACACCCAGUUUCGCAACAAUUUGCUAUUAUUUUUCAUGUCAUCAUGCUAUAUAUCUUUGUUGGGACAUGCAUUUUUCUCACAUGGCUGGCUAGAUGCGAUAUGC